Molecule: messenger RNA, 4144 nt
Organism: Clarias gariepinus (North African catfish)
Lineage: Eukaryota; Metazoa; Chordata; Actinopteri; Siluriformes; Clariidae
Gene: phyhiplb
Product: phytanoyl-CoA 2-hydroxylase interacting protein-like b
Exons: 5
Coding region: 64-1197 (377 amino acids)
Cellular component (GO): cytoplasm
Molecular function (GO): protein binding
Source: RefSeq, a predicted model, not a curated record
GGCAAGGCGAGCGCUCUCAGUGCAGGUUCGGCUGUUGGGAUAGAGUAUCAUCAGUGAGAAGACAUGGAGGUGCCACGCGCGGCGCGCAGUGUGAGCAGCCCCACGAGCCCGUGCGAGGACGUGAUGAAGAAUCUGAGCUUGGACGCGAUCCAGCUUUGUGACAGAGAAGGAAAUAAGUCCCAGGACAGUGGCAUUGCAGAGAUGGAGGAGCUCCCUGUUCCUCAGAACAUUAAGAUCAGUAACAUUACGUGUGACUCCUUCAAGAUCUGCUGGGACAUGGAUUCCAGAGCCAAGGAGCGCAUUACACACUACUUUAUUGACCUUAACAAGAAAGAGAACAAGAAUGCCAACAAGUUCAAGCACAAGGAUGUACCCACUAAACUGGUAGCAAAAGCAGUGCCUCUGCCCAUGACGGUCAGAGGCCACUGGUUUCUGAGCCCACGUACGGAGUACACUGUAGCCGUCCAAACAGCCUCCAAACAGAGUGAGGGCGAUUACGCCGUCUCCGAGUGGAGUGACGUUGUGGAGUUCUGCACAGCCGAUUACUCCACGGUCCAUCUCACACAGCUGCUGGAGAAAGCCGAGGCUAUCGCAGGCAGAAUGUUGCCAUUCUCUGUGUUCUAUCGCAACCAGAACAAAGAGUACUUUGACCAUGCAAGGCAUGCACAGGAAAACAAGAUGCUGCCGUCGGUGAAGGACAACAGCGGCAGCCACGGCUCACCCAUUAGCGGCAAGCUGGAGGGCAUCUUCUUCAGCUGUAACACCGAGUUCAAUACGGGCGCCCCACCACAGGACUCACCGUAUGGCCGUUUCCGCUUCCAAGUUGCAGCCGAGGCUCUCUUCAACCACGAUACCAACCUGUACUUCGCCGAUUUCUACUGCAUGUACACGGCAUACCACUAUGUCAUCCUGGUUCUGGCACCACGCGACUCACCAGGCGAUGAAUUCUGCAAGCAGAGGCUCCCCUUGCUGGAUAGCGGCAACAACCGGUUUCUGACGUGUGCUGCGGAUGAAGAGGGUCACCUUUCUUUCCACCAUGCACAGGACAUCAUCCUUGAGGUGAUAUAUACAGACCCGGUGGACCUGAGUCUGGGUUCGGUGGCUGAGAUCAGUGGGCACCAGCUCAUGAGCCUGUCUACCAUCAACGCCAAGAAGGACCCCAGCUGCAAGACCUGUAACAUCAGCGUUGGCCGCUAAAUCCCUGUUUAAAUUCCCCUUGGUGUCCAGUUCUGUUCUCCUGUUUUCCUUCCAUGAGCUCUUUUCUUUAACUCUCAUUUAAUAACCCUUUAGGAGACUCAAGCCUCCUCAACAGCAUGUGUCUCUCAGCUUUUUACCAAACACUCAUCUGUUAUUGAGUAGGACUAUACAGUUCCGUAGCCCUAUUUUUCUAUCUACUGUAUGUCCGGAUGCAUCAUUAGGAUUACCCUUGUGUCUGUCAAAAAAAAAAGACAUUUGCUUCUUUAAUCCUUAUCGGCUGUGAAACUUUAAACCAUGUUUUAGAGUUACAAUGUUAUAUUUUGCCAAAGGAAAAAACAUAAAGUAGCAUCCCGAUCGAGCCGAUAAUGUAGCUAAAUAUACUGUAUAACAAAGCUAUAUAAGCGUGUAUUAAUAUCACACAGUAUUCGAAUCAUUCUAGAGAUCGUAGCAGACAUCUCUGCAGCAUGAUUCUGAAAUCGGAAUUGAAAAACGAUGACAUCAGCACUUCUUUGAUCGCUGUUCUGCAGUGUUUCAUGUUAUUUAUUCAAAUCGUAAAACCUAUUAUACUGUGUUUGACACAUAAUAAACAUGCCAAGUAGUAGAAAUAGAAAAAUAUUUAUUUUUAAACCAGUUUAUAGAAAACAGAUGGAAUCAGAAGAAGUGCACAAUACUGGGGACUUUGGGACAGGAAAUGGAUGCACACUAGAGCGGAAAGAAUUUCUCAAAACUCAAAUUUGCACAAAAUCUACUGCAUAAACCAAUGCAAAAUUAACAUGCACUAAAAGAUAUCGUUCAAACAGCGAAAUAUUCAUCGGGGCUGUGUACGUACGUCGAAUUCGGCCUGAAACACGGCAAACAUGACACCGAACAAACCACACUUGAUUGUAGAAGAUCUCAACAAUUCAAAGUCGGCUGGCAUGCAAGACACAAAACACGACUGUAAUAAGUUGUCGCGGUCGAAAUGGCGAAACAAUGUUGGUUAGAUCCAUCAUCGAUUGUUGAAGGGAAAUCCAAGGCUUUUUUUUUUUUUAACUUCUUUUGAGUGUCUUACACUUUCAGACCAUAAAAAAGGACCGUUGUGCUUUAUAGUAUAGCAUAGUUACAUUUUAAGUAUAUAUAUAGACUACUGUGCAAAAGUCUUGAGCGCUCUCGUUUUAUUAUAUUUUGCUCCCAAAGAGCCAGACGUUCACGUAUUUUUAAUGUAGUCUUGAGGAAUAGUUUUCCAGGCUUCCUGAAGGACUCAUAUUUUCGGUCCAGUCCCUGUACCUGAACAGUUUCAGAGGAAUGUUUUUUGUUUAUUAAGCCACAUAGUGACCUAAGUAUCACUCAAGAAUAAUCUAAUAAUAAAAAGUCUACCUUAAGGCAUGAGGCGAGAAGAAACAGGUGCUGAUGAUGACAGAUGAUCAGGCUGGUGAUUAAUAUACUAAAUGGUGAAACAGACGAGAGAGGAAAUGAGGUUGCUGAUGUUACGGGGGUUUUUUUUAAUCUAUCUUUAGGCACUUUUUCACAGAUGUUUCUAUUUCUUUACCUGGAUCCACAUUAUUUAAUUUAAUAAUUUAAUAUGAAGAAAUGAGGCACGGCUCAGAACUUUUGCACAGUAUCCCUUAAAAAAAAUCCAUUUCAUCUUUCACAUUUAUGCCAAGAGGCUUCUAAAUGUGUCACAGUCUUCAGUUCAUUUCAUUAUAAGUGAAUAAAAAAAAAAGUAUAAUAGAGUGUAAUAGAGGGACACAUUCACAAUAGGUCACUAUAGUUCACAUUGUAUAUCAGUUGUCACUAAUACAAGCGUUUCUGUGCUUCAGCACACAGCUGGUGAGUUUGCAUAUGAUUAAAAAUCUAAGUGCUCUGGGUUUUAGCAUAAAAGUUUGGCAUUUGCUCACGACAAAAAUCCACCCCCCUUGUCUUGCGCCCUGAGCAUUAUGGUCUGAUCGUCUGAGAGCACACUGUCAUUUUGUUUCAAAUUACAUCAGAAUGACAAAAAACUCAGAACAAGAAACCAAGAAAAUUGCAUAUUGAUUCAGGCUUUGGUUAACAAAAAGACAAAAAAAAAAAAAAACAAUAUAAAGUGCCAUAUUUUAUCUUCUUUCUUUAUAUAUAUAUAUAUUUAAGACACAUGAUGUUUUUAGUCUCUGCUGAGUUUGAAAUGAAGAAUGAGCACAAAACAGAGUAUUUACAUGUUACGCCAUGCAGUAGCCAUGUAAGGCUUUUUUUCCUUUCUUUUUUUUUUCUUUUUUUUGAGAGAUAGAUCAAACCCUGUGUCUGGGAUGUUUGGGCUGCUCAAUGUUGAAUUAGUGUUAAAGUGCAUUGUAGUGGUACGAUCAUGGCACAAGCAUGUAAUUUGUAAGUAAAAACAUGGUUUGGUCCAAAAUGUCUAGAUCUGUAUUGAAAGGCAAACCAGUAUACAAUCUCACAAACACACACACAUACACACACGUGGAUAGUCUAUGUGGUUUCCUGUUUGCUAAGUAGAACCUCCAGCAAGCGCAGUUUGGCUUUCAGGCUUUUGUACUCUUGGUAUUCUUCUGUCAUGGGAAUCCGGUCAUCCUUUUGCGCAGUCCUUGUGAGAUCGGAAAGCAGAAAAAAGGGGGAAAAAAAUAAAGAAGGAAAAAUUAAUAGCGACCUUGUGAGUCCAUUUACGAAGUGAAAAUAACCCUUGUGUUGCCUUAUUGAAAUAGUUUUGUACAUCAGUGGAUAUGAGCUAAAAGAAACUAGAUUUUAUUUUCUGCUGAACUUUUGAAAUACUACAGUAUGUACAGCAUCGGUGUGUGUUUCUUUGGUGCAUUGAGUUGUUUUCCUUUCGUCUUUGCCAAUUCUUUUUUCUCAACCGUGUUGAUGUAUAUUAGGCAAACUAUACCGAAAUGCCUAGAGUGUAUCUUUUUCUUUCUCCUGCUGUUCAUGUGUUACAAACACCAAAUGUAAUAUACGUAUUCAUUAAAACAUGUUAACACCA